This is a messenger RNA of Hydractinia symbiolongicarpus, 1539 nucleotides long. Its product is annotated as phytanoyl-CoA dioxygenase, peroxisomal-like. The record is from RefSeq and is a predicted model, not a curated record. Lineage: Eukaryota; Metazoa; Cnidaria; Hydrozoa; Anthoathecata; Hydractiniidae. The coding region runs from base 56 to 958 and encodes 300 amino acids. The transcript has 5 exons. Gene Ontology annotation, molecular function: phytanoyl-CoA dioxygenase activity. Gene Ontology annotation, biological process: fatty acid alpha-oxidation.
UUUUUCUCUCUUAGUAUAAUUACAGUAUUUUAUUUCAGACUGUUAGCAAAGUGUCAUGUCAUCAGUAAAGCAAUAUAGGUACACCGUGGAAAAUCCUUACUUGUCUAUUGAACAGAGAGAUUUUUAUGAAGAAAACGGUUUCUUGGUUAUCCGAAAUUUAAUAGCACCUCAUUAUUUACAAAAAUAUCAUGACAGAUUUGUGGAUAUUUGUCAUGGUCAAGUUCGAGAAACAGGUCAUCUUAUUGUUAUGAAAGAUAUUUCUUUGCGUGGCAAGACUUCAAUAGAUCCUGAACGUGUUGUCAACAAAGUUCAAAAUUAUCAAUUCGACGACGUUCUGUCAACUUAUUUCAAAUUACCAGAAGUUUUAAAGUAUGUUGAAUGUUUCGCUGGCAAGGAUAUUGCAGCUGUUCACACGAUGCUUAUCAACAAGCCGCCUGACGCCGGGACAAAAUCAUCCAGACAUCCCUUGCAUCAAGAUCUGCAUUACUUUCCCUUCCGACCUGCUGAUCGUAUUGUUUGCUCGUGGACUGCAAUGCAGAAAGUAACACGUGACAAUGGCUGCCUGGUCGUCGUACCUGGUUCACACAAAGGAACACUACUAAAGCACGAGUACCCUGAUUGGGAGGGAGGGGUCAACAAAAUGUACCAUGGCAUUGAUGCUCGUCCCUAUAAAAACAAGCUCGUGUAUCUCGAAAUGGAAGCUGGUGAUACCGUUCUUUUUCAUCCUAUUCUUAUCCAUGGUUCUGGUAGUAAUAAGACAGACGGUUUCAGGAAGGCUAUAUCAUGUCAUUUCUCAACGUGCAAUUCUCACUAUAUUGAGGUAGAUGGAACCAGCCACGAGAAUAUUAGUAAAGAAGUUAUAGCACUGGCGAAAAAGAAACAUCCUGAAAUUACUCUAACCAUUCAGGAUGUCUGGGAAAUUCUUCGUGUUAUUGUACAAAAGAAAUCAAAUUUAUAACUUUUUUACCUCGUAACUUUUACUUUGAAAUGACAAUAAUAUAUCUUAUAGUAAUUUGUAAAUGAUCAUCAGAAUAUUGUGCACUGCUUUUGUAUAAACGAGUAAAUUUGCAACAUUUUUGAGCACACGAUAUGAAUACGCCAAACCUUUUUAGCAUAACAAUUAUGAAUACGCUGAACUUUUUUGAGCAUACAAAUGAAUACGCUGAACGCUUUCGAGCAUACGAAAUGCUUUUGUUUUUAAAUUUGAAAAGAUCGAUACCUUUUCCUGUCAAAAAUUUGCUUCAUGCACGACAGUUGGAUUCACAUAAACUAUGAGAAAACGAAGAAUGCUAUCAGGGCGGACAUGAGCUCACAAUUUAACAGAAUUUUACAGAAUUUAUUUUAGGAUGUAGCUAGUUUUAUAUUAUUACUUUAUGUGAUGUAAAUUUGAAAUAUCUUGUUCUGAAUUGAUGCAGUUAGGGUGUUGUUUUUUUGCACAUUCUGUAAAAAUUAAAGCAGUGAGUUCGUAUUUUUCCGGAUUCAAAAUUUACAACGAAUAAUUAAAUAAAUGAAACAAAGAAAACAGAAACAACUGAGUGA